Molecule: messenger RNA, 1299 nt
Organism: Mesorhabditis belari
Lineage: Eukaryota; Metazoa; Nematoda; Chromadorea; Rhabditida; Rhabditidae
Source: the annotation of a GenBank genome assembly
AUGGGUGAACCAAUCCCGAUGGAGCAGCAAAUCCUCACGACAAUGCUUGACCCAGCUUUUUAUGAUAUGAGUGUACGACCGUUUGGAGAGGGAAUGAUUCUUUAUAUCAACAUCACAUUGAACACGUUUCGAUUGCUAAAUAUGGACCAAGUCGAGGAAACGAUUCAAUUCCAAAACGAGUUUCUCAUGAUGUGGAUGGACCCAGGUCUCGGCUGGAAUCGCUCCAAUUACCCUGAAUACUCCGCAAUUUACGUGAUGGCUCCAGAGGCUCAAGUUUUUGUGCCCGAUGUAAUCUAUUACAGCACAAUAGACAGUUUUCCUAUUGUUGACCCAUCGAUAGCGUAUGCGAUCGUUCGAUACGAUGGAUGGAUACGACUUUCGAUGCCAGCUACGGUUACAGUCCCGUGUUCUCUGCAUCUUGCGAAUUUCCCGUAUGAUGAACAGAAAUGUAAAGUAACGCUUGGAUCAUGGAUAUUCAGAGACGAUCAGAUUGUCGUUUUACCCACAGAUGGUCCACUCAUAAAACCGGAUCCUCCGCUGGCGUUGGGUCAACUUGGCUCUAUCACUUUUACUGGAAACUCUGAAUGGGAACUUCUCUCAAUUGAUGUCAGCCGUGAUUUUAUGUACAUUGAAGAUGAUGGAAAUUACUCAUUAAUCCUCUACACAGUUCAUCUGAAACGAAAACCGGUUUACUAUGUGAUGGUUAUUCAAGCACCGACAUUAAUCAUUGGAACGAUUACAAUCUUUGGAAUGUUUACUCCAUUUAGUCAACGGAUGGAAAGAUGGCAAAAGGUUGAACUCGGACUGAACAUGUUAUUGGCUAUUUCAAUGAUGUUGAAUCUUGUCUCGAGCAUGAUGCCCAAAGCUGAACGAUUACCUUUAUUAGGCAACUACAUCAUAGCUGAGAUAUUUAUCUGCUCCGUUGGAAUCAUCGUUUCGAUUUGCAUAUUAGAGCUGCACUCAAGAGCAGAUCAAAGAAAUUGGAGACCACCAGAUUUACUUUGUCGAUUAAUUCUUUUCUCUUGUCGAAAAAGAUCCUCCCCAGUCGCUUUGCCGGAUCCUCCGCGACUUCUACCCAUCAAGCCACCAACCGAGAAAGAAACCGAAGAUCAACACAAAUUGAAUGUUGUCAAGAAUCAAUUAUCACAGACUCUACACCUCGUUCGUUCCUAUAUGGAUCGUGGCCACGUCGAGGAAGAGUGGCGACUUUUAUGGACUCGAAUCUUUGACCGUCUUGAUAUUAUAUUCCUUGUUCUAUUUCAAGUUGCAAACAUAAUUUGUUCAGCAAUGUUCAUGCGA